CAAUAAGUAGAGCGAGUUGGGAUCGAUAAAUCUGUUACAGUCUUUCCGGCUAUGUUAAUUUAGCCUGAGCCAGUUGAAACUUUUCAGAAAUUUUCACUCUUCACUAUGAGCAUCGCCAGUAACACCAGCAACGUCUAUCAGUUCCAGAAGGAGAACAUUUUGCCGGCGUCUGACCCCAGGUCUCCGUUCCAUGUUGGCCUACCAUCUUUUGAGUCCAAGCCCAUUGAUGAUUUGGUGGACUACUUCAAGUACUGGAAACUCUUUGUCAAGGCUCUUAUAGCCUACUUCAAGGAAAUUGCGCUAGUCAAAGAGUUUGAAGCGAAUCUCAGCUACCAGUUGAUUAGCUCCGUGCAAUUUCCAGGAUGCAAAGAUUUACCCAAAGUGGUUCUUCAGGAAAUCAAUAACCACCAGUCUCCCAGUCCAGGAGGCACGCCCACCAAGGAGGUGAAGCGAAAUUUGUCUAGCAACAGUUUGAAUACCACUGUCUCUACGACGAACCUGCUGGACAAACGCCCCGGACUCUUUAAGUCCAAGUCCAAUACAACCUUCAUGAAGUCGCAAGGCGUCUCCCAUAAGAAGUCUGCCAGCAUCAAUGGAUCUACUACGAAGACAAGUGGUGUUCAGUACACCAAUGACAUCAAAGUGCCAGUAAAUUUCUUUCCAGAAGCCUCGAUGUUCAAAGGCUUUCCGGCACUUAUGAUAAGUCAACACCAUACCUCGUAUUUGACUUGUACCAAGUUGCACCGUGACCUAACCACCAAGUUUAUUCCCAGAUUGGAGACUUUGCAUAAACAGUUAUCGGGAAAAAUCAAAGAAAUCCGAGCAUCCUUGAAAAACGAAUCUUUCGCCAAUCCACAGUUGGCGAUGGAAGUAAGUGAAACAGGCAAGAUCUUAAACAAGUACAUGGUCUCUGUAUGUAGAUACAACGAAGCCAAGCCUGUUCUCAAGAAGAAGGUAUUUGAAGACGAUGAGGAAACUGGUGUUCUAGAUGAUCCGUUCCUCUUGAAAUUGAAGCUAGACUAUCAAUUGAAGAACCAGUUGAUCUUGGAAGGCUACAUCUUUGCUCUGUAUUCGAAUUUGCAAAAUAUUGCUAGAGAUCUUCUUGUUCAUGUUUUCAAGGAAUUAAACUGGGUCGUGGACAAGUUCGGCAAGUUGCAGUUGAACCAGGAGUUCUACCAAUAUUUGAAGACUAAGAUAUCGAUGUCGGCACAAUUUGAAUGGGACCAUUUCAUCUCCAUGAACCCUAAUUUUUUGAAUACCUACAAGGCUACGCCGGUACAACCAAAGCAUGAAUUGAGAUCGUACAAGUCCAUUGUCAUUCCUUAUGCUAACUCCAUCCACAACAAGUGUAUCAGAUUUGGCGUCUUGUACAAGAAAUCUAAAAUCUUAAAGAGUUACAAUAGGCACUAUUAUGUCUUGACCUGUAAUUAUCUCCAUGAAUUCAGAUUCGACAACGAAGAAAAGGAGAAUAAGGACGGCAAGAAGAAUAAGGAAAAAGUUGGAGGCUUCAUUGGACACGACGAUGAACCUAUCAAGUCGUAUAACUUGAAUGAUUAUAUGGUUCAAUGCAAAGAUGAAAAGAGUCUCAAAUUUCAGUUGGUCAAAAGCUCCAAUGAACAGAGAAAAUUCACUUUCAGAUGUCUCAAUGAGACAGAGUAUGCAUACUGGCUCGAUGAUUUACGUGAAUUGUUGAGAUUUGGAUGUAAGCAUCUUUCAAGAUUCCACGAUGUAGCAACCAAGAUUCAACUCAAGGAAGACGAAACUGCCAAGCUGAAGGAGUUGAAGCAACGUGAGAAAUUUGCGCUUGCUGCUGCUUCUAAAUCUACUGGGCCAGGAUUCAAUGGUGUGUUUACUCCCCGAGUCAAGACUCCUAGUGGUGGAAUAUUGGGCAAUCCUUUCGAUCAAAAUUUUUUCAAUCCUAUUCCAAGUUCAGGUUCUGGAACCAACAUAUCUUCACCACUUCACAGUCCAAAUUUGUCACCACGUGAAUCGGUGUUGAACCUUGCCGUCGCUAAUCAGCUUCAUCAACAUCAACAUGAUAAUUACAUCAAGAUGCAAGAUGAAUUCUUUAGACAGCAACAAGAAUUGCUAAGCUACAAGAUGAAGGAGUUGGAGGAGACUCGAAGAACUGAAGAUUCCACGUCGCCAUUAGUAGGAGCAGUCCACAGCAACUCUUCUACGGAGUCGAUGGGCUCAUUGUUGCUUACAAACGGACAACCAUCAGCAGCUGCCGCCUUUAUGGAAGCUAAUAGAAAUUUGAUAAGCAAUCAGAUGAAUAAACCAGUGAGAUUUUCGAUAUCACAAGAUAACGAUGAAUCAGAAGAAAACAGCGAGCUUCCUACCAGGGAAAGUUCUGUUCCAACGGUACUUAUUAGUACUGACCACUAGUAUUGUUUUGCUUGUAUUUGGCUUGACUUGACUUAUACACAUAUAUAAAAUUAUAGAUCUAUAGGAGUUAACAAAUGAACAAAAGUAUACAU
Messenger RNA from Scheffersomyces stipitis CBS 6054, 2480 nucleotides. RefSeq lists its product as uncharacterized. The coding region runs from base 106 to 2388 and encodes 760 amino acids. Lineage: Eukaryota; Fungi; Ascomycota; Pichiomycetes; Serinales; Debaryomycetaceae. The transcript has 5 exons. The record is from RefSeq and is a predicted model, not a curated record.